Molecule: messenger RNA, 995 nt
Organism: Laetiporus sulphureus 93-53
Lineage: Eukaryota; Fungi; Basidiomycota; Agaricomycetes; Polyporales; Laetiporaceae
Exons: 1
Coding region: 253-762 (169 amino acids)
Source: RefSeq, a predicted model, not a curated record
AUACCUAUCGCGAAGCAUUUGGUAUCCGCGAUGUCUUUCGUGAGCUUACUUUCUUGCCGUCAUAUCUUCACCUCUCUUGCGAGAGGCAUCCCGCUGGGGGCGGCGCCCCCACCCAACCUCCGCCCACGCGUUGGGACCUCAGGCCUAUGGCCGACUAGGAGGAAGGCGUCGGGACGCACCCAUGCGGCUCGGGGUCUCGUCGGCCAGACAGUGUACCGUAUACGAUACCUGUGACUGGAACGCAAGUUAGAAAUGGUGUCGACACCGAACGCCUCGAUGGGCUCACCUAGAGAACGGGAUAUGGGACCGGUGGCUGAUCAGUCGCGUUUUGCUAGAAAGCGUAACAACAUCAGCGAUCCGCGGUAUCCAAGAGACGACAACGCACCUCUCUUGAUACCGGUGGUGACAUUGCAGUCCCACUGUCUUGCCGCCACACUGGCCGACGGCGCGCUCCCUCUGUUCGAGAACAUGAAACAUACCCGUCGCGAACCACUCGAGGCCCGUAGUAUCUUCAGUGAGCUCCCUCUUUUGCGGUCAUAUCUUCACCUCUCUUGCGAGAGGCAUCCCGCUGGGGGUCGGCAUGCCACCCCCACCCAACCUCCGCCCACGCAUUGGGACCUCAGGCCAUAUGGCCGACUUGGAGGAAGGCGUCGGGACGCACCCAUGCGGCUCGGGGUCUCGUCGGCCAGACAGCGUACCGUGUACGAUACCUGUGACUGGAACGCAAGUCAGAAAUGGUGUCGACACCGAACGUCACAAUGAACCCACCUAGAGAACGGGAUUAUGGACCAGGGCUGACGAAUCGCGUACUGCUAGAAAGCGCGUCGACGUCAGCGAUCUGCGAGGUUCAAGAGACGAUAAUAUACCUUUCUUAAUCCCGUGAUCGUCGCCGUUCGGUUGUCUUGACGCCACAGUGGCUAAUGCCGCUUGCCGCUCCUCGAGAACAUGAAACAUACCUAGCGCAAGACUCUUUGGUGAGCUUGCUAACUUGCCGU